AGCUUUUCAAAAAUUUAUAAUUUACAAGAUAAAAGUACUAUUAAAAAUGUUAAGAGCAACACUGUGUUGUUAGAAGCUGUUCAGACAGUUAAGAAGAAUUUGAAGGUGAGUUCUUUAGCCCAAACAACAAAUAUGGGUAGUGAAAAUGAUGCAAACAAUGAUGGCACUGCAAGCAGCGUUAAAAAGAAGCAAGAAGACCUACAUUGCAGCGGAUUAAAAAGUAUUAAAAUUUCAGCAUCUGAAAUGGAAGAAAAAAAUCAGAAAGUAAAUGAUGUUAAAAAAGUAAAAGAAAAGAUAACUGCAAAGAAAGCAUUUAACCUUCCCAUUAAAAAGAUUUUGAAAUGCGAAAAAUGUUCAUUUAUGACAAAGAAGAAAUCUGAUAUGAAACAACAUAUAUUAGACAAUCAUACAGAAGCUUCUAUACCAGACAAGCCCAAAUUGUGUCUGAAAUUAGAUAAACAAGAAGAUCAGUUAAAUAAAACACAAGAAGCAUCAAAAUCUGUUGAAAAUUUGUCUGAAACUAAAAUACAGAGUUCUAAAGUCAGUGAAAAAAUUAAAACCAGAAAACGUAAAGUUUCUACAGCAGUAACUCGUAAAGGAAAGUUAAAUAAACAUUUAUAUGAAGUGAAUGUAGCAAGAACAUUUUCUUGUGGCAAGUGCAAGAAGUCAUUUGUAAAGGAAGUUGAUCGUUUGAAACAUGUGAUGGAAGGUACAUGCACGCCUCGUGUUACCAUUGAAAAGAAUUUAAAAAGUGAAGAUGAUGAACAAUUAUCUGGGGACGACAAUGAUGUUGAUUCAGACAGUAAGUUAAUUGGCUCAGACAAAGACAGUGAUCAAUAUAAUUAUAGCCUGUGUACAUCAAUCCUGAGACGUUUCUAUCUGAAACAUCAAGACCUCCAAUUACCAGUUAGUACUGACAAGUGCUUUAGAUGUGCCGUCUCUUUAAAAACAUUGGAGCAGAAAGUCAUCCAUGUGUGUCGUGAAAAUUCAAAAAAUAUUUAUUUUUGUCAAGAUUGUGGUAAAAUCAUUACUUCCAAAAGAGGGUAUUUACUGCAUAAAGACAAAUAUCCAUUCAGGUGUCCAUCGUGCAAGUUUGGGUUUUUAAGAGAACACAUUUUAAAGAGACAUUUGCAAAAAUGUGGCAGUGCCAAAGAAAUGAGAUAUUUAGCCUUGGUUGAAUCCUACAGAGAGAAGAAUAGAUCUUUAAAAAAGGAAAUAGGUCUAGCUCAUCAUAGGUGUCACAUGUGUAACAAGCAUUUCUUGUCAGUUAGAAGGCUUAGAUUUCAUCAACAAAUGGUCCAUGAUAUCAUUCCAAAUCCAAAGUCAACCAUGAUGACUGGUAUUGCUGGUUCUACCAAAAUUAACAAAUAUAUUUUUGGAAAGACUUAUACCAUUCGUUCCAGCAGGAACAGCAAAGAAGCGAAGAAGAUUGUUGAUAAAAAGGCUACUGACAUUGAACAGAUUCUUGGAAGAAAACAAAUAUAUUACCUGUUUACUGAUGAAAAAAGCCCAGAAGCUUUGCAUAAUAGUGUGCCAAUGGAACCUUCUAAAAGAAAAUCAGAGUUAAAACCCGUGGAUAAGUCAGACCCUGAAAACUUGGGCACUGAAUAUGGUAUCAUGAUGGAUCAACAUGGCUCAGUGAUUACUAAAGAAGUUUUAAAUACAGCCCAUGCUGCAGAAGAUACAAGUGACAGUUUGAGAUCCAAGGAGCUGAAACCAUUCUCUGAGUUUAUUGAAUACAGUGGUCAUAUCCCAGAAGGCCUUGAAUCAUAUAAACCACUCAUGAAGGCAUAUAAAUGUGCAGCUUGCAGCAUCUUAUGUGCUGAUGAAUUAAGUUUCAAAAGACAUAUGCUUACUGUUCAUUUAAAAGGAGCGCAAUGCAAAGUUUGCAAGAAGAAGCCUAUAACUGAGAAAGGACUCUUGGCUCAUAUGAUAGAUAAACAUCUAGUUGGAGAACCUCUGACAUGCCCAGAAUGUAAUAAAGCAUUUAAAAAGACCAAUGCUUACUGGAGGCACGCAGUAUUGCAUAUUGAACGCUUCAGUUGUGAGGUGUGUUGUCGAGGUUUCCGACAAAAGAGGGAUCUGACCGACCAUUUGAAAGUACAUGUAGAAGUGAAAGAGUUUUGUGUCAGGUGUGGCCAAGUGUUUGACAAUCAUGACCUUCUAAGAAUACACAGCUGGAAGGAACAUAAAGUAAGAAUGAAUAAGAGGUUAACGCCACUGCAUAUAAGAACACAAAGGAGAUACUUGAGGCCAAAGAGAAAGAGAAAGAAGACAAUUCAAAUGACUAUUGAUACGACUAAAAAGACGGUCGAGUCAGCAGUGGUGGAUGCUGGAACAAAGACUAAAGACGAGGCGACACCUUCCAAGGGAUCAGAUAAACAAUUGACCCAGAGUUCAACUGUUACUGACAGCAAUCUGAAAAGUAUUGAUGUCCCAGAUUCUGAUGUUACUAUCCAACUAUUUGCCGAUGGUACACUUGUAACAAGAGAUAAAGCAGGCACCAAUUACAGUCAAGUUAAGUUAGAAGAUCUAGGUUUAGAUUUGUCAAUGUUAGAAGGAAACACUGACAUUGAGCUGCUCAUUGUGCAAGGGGAUGGUAAGGAAGUCAGAGCAACUAUUAAUACUAGUAAGCAUGUUAAUCCAACAACUGAGUCAGUAACCUCAGACAGUAAAAGUGCCUCAAUCACAACUGCAGCAUCAUCUACGUCGGGAACUAAGUUAACGGCAAGUACUUCUGUAUCGACUGAUCGUACACCAGCCGUUAAUGAAGCAAGGCCAUACAAAUGUUCUAUGUGCCCACGGACCUUUAAGUUUUAUAGGACCUUCAGAUGCCAUGAAAUUGUUCAUACCAAGGCUGUCACGUUCACUUGCCACUUAUGUCAGCGUCUUUUUGCAAGAGAAGUCAAUCUCCAGUCUCAUUUGGAACUGCAUAAGAAGAAAGGCGCUAUGAGAUCAACAGAGGAAGAAAAAAGGAGAGCUGAAAAUAAUAAUAAGUGUGAACAGUGCAAAAAGAUUUUCUCAAGUGUGAAUGCAUUGCAACGUCAUAUUAAAGACAUGCAUGAAGAACAUCCUAGAGUUCCCUGUCCAAUCUGUGGAAAAAUGUUUAAGAAUGAAGGAAAUGUACAACGGCAUUCAAAAAUCCAUGUUGGACCAUUUACCUGUCCUCACUGUGUCAAAGUUUUCACGGAUCGAAUAGAAUAUUACGAACAUAUAAAGUCUGAACAUGAAGAUCUAAUGUAUCAUUGUAAGGAAUGCAGUGCUGUUUUACCUAGUAAAAGGGCUUUUGUGAAUCAUACAAAAACACAACAUGCUAAUUCAGAUGAGCUGAUUGACGACAUUAAAGGUAAAGAAUGCACGAUCUGUCACAAGAGGUUUGAGGAUGAGUCCGAGUUAGAAACCCACUUGUUGGUUCAUUCUAUUACAAAGAGUCAUGAGUGUCCUGCUUGCCACAAGAAGUACAAGCUUCUAAACACAUUAGAGAAGCAUAUAAAGGAAGUACACAAUAAUGAUGUUAUUUUUACCUGCUCUAAAUGUGACGAAAAGUUUGAACAGAAAGGAAAGCUUGAUUUACAUGUAAAGUUAUUUCACACAGGAAAUUACCAAUGCCUCACCUGUUACGAAGAUUUCCCUGAACGAACAAUGCUUGAAGAGCACCAGCACAAAGAUCAUGACUUUGCCCUUGAAUGCUCCAAAUGUAAAGAAAAAUUUGAAACAUCUCAGAAAUUGAAGAAUCAUCUGAAGGAGCACACUUCACAAAACAACCUUUGUGACAUUUGUGGAGCUGGUUUUGAACACAAAGCACAACUGAGAGGCCAUCUUAUUAACAAACAUUUUGGAAGAGAAAAGACAAGCAUGUUGAAGCAGUAUCCAUCUAUGAGUAGUGUAAAUAUUGAGGUUGUUUGUGAUCUCUGUGGAGAGUUCUGGCAUAAUAAACCAUUAUACAAGCAGCAUUUGAGGGACAUCCAUUUUGGAGGAGAUUCUGUCGAAAUGUUGAAAUUGUUUCCAACUUUUGAAAAAAUCGCAGACCCACCUGAGCCAGUUACAUGUGAUCAUUGCGGUAAAAAAUGCAGUAGCAUGACACAGUUGAAUUUCCAUUUAAGGACUCAUGUAACCUCAAAGAGAAAGUCAGUACAAACUGAAGAAGAGGAGUCUUACUCAAGUGAGGAUGAGCAAGAUCCAUAUGAUUUUACAAAUAUAGAACCACGUGAAAUGGACAAAGACUAUGAAUGUAAAAAAUGCAGUGCACAGUUUUCAAGGAAAGCGGCUCUAGAGAAACACAUGUCAGUUCAUAAGAAGGAUGAGUUUAAGGAAGCCUUGAAACAUCUUGAAAAAGAAGAAAUUGCCAGAGCUGAGUUGGAGGAGAAAGAAGGAUACAAACCUACAGCAAGUGUCAAAAAGGUAGCAAAAGAAUCGUUCAAAAAAAUUGUGAAAACUCCAAAACAAGGAAAGGCAGGAAAAUUAAAACUUCCCUUUCCUAAAACUAAAGCUGAGCCAUCACCUUCAUCUGAUACUACUCCAAAUAAGAGGAAAGCUUCAAAAGUACAUAUUUGUAAAGUUUGUAAAGAAAUUUUCAAAACAACUGAUGAAUUGGUUGUUCAUAUGCAUAAUGAUCAUGAUGAUUUUGACUUCAAAGCAGAUACCGAAAGACCGUCAGGUGAGCAAUUAGUAGAAUUUGAUUUAUUAGCAUUUCAUUGUAAAUCAUGCGACAAAAGAUUUACCUCGAGGAAGAAUUUAAGAAAACACUUAAGAGGUGUUCAUAAAUAUUUAGAGAAGACACCAAGUUCAAGUGAACUGUUCAAAUGCACUGAAUGUGAGAGGGAAUUUACCAUGAAGAGUAAUAUGGCCAGACAUAUGAUGGCAAAGCAUGACAUCAAAUUAGAUGGAGAUGAAUCUGAAUCCCCUACCAAAACUGGUAAAAGAGAGGGGAAAAUAAGUGAAGGAUCAGAUGACAGUAAUGAAUCAAUGGAUGAAGAUAACUCCACAGAUAUUACAUCUUUCCUUGGAAAAAAUUUCAAUCUUGGAAAAACCCAUUCAUGCAACAUACAGUCUGUAAAGAAGAAGCAACACAAGUGUACUUUGUGUGGGGAAGGAUUCAGUAGAGAUGCUACCCUUAAAAAACACCUCGCAUUGCAUGCUACAGAUGAUAUUGAUUAUGAUAGUAAAACCGAUAUUGAAGACAUGUCAGAUUUGCAGCCAGCCAUAUACACUUGUAUAUCAUGUGGCAAUGUGUAUUCCACAGCUUUAGGUUUGAUUCACCAUACAAGAAGUAAGCAUUCUGAAGUUGACGAAGAAACCGUUUUAGCUCAGAUUGCAGAAAUAGAUGCACAGUUAAAAUUGGACAGUUCUCCUAAGAAGAAACCCGAAAAAGAAUCAACUAAAAUAAAUAAGAAAAGAAAAUUUGAAGCAGAAGCUGCUGAUGAUGCUCGUGAAAAUGCAAAGAAAAGGCUGAAACUUGACAGGGAUGGCAAAGAAUCAUAUGAUUGCAAGUUCUGUGGUGCUGUAUAUUAUACUUAUAAAGGACUGAUUAAACAUGAAAGUGAAGUACAUGAUGGCGAUAAACUGGAAAGCCCACAAUCUGUAAAGUAUAGUCAUUCAGGAAGAAUGAUCACUAAAAGUAAAAAAUUAAGCGAACAAAUUCAUUGUGACAAAUGUAACAAGACUUUCCUUGAAGAGAAAGGGCUAAAGCAACACAUAAUGAGAGUCCAUAAAAUGGAGGAGACUGUGAAAGCAAAGCCUGCAGGUACAAACUAUGGAGAAUCAAAAUGUGACCUUUGCCCAAAAGAAUUUGAUCAGAGAAUAAAUCUAAGAAGACAUAUGAAAAUGAAGCAUAACGUUGAACUGCCCCCAGAAUCAAUGAGCACAUCUUUAAUUGAAUCUCCAAAAGGGAAUUUGGUAUAUGACUGUGAUGUUUGUAUACAGAAGUUUUCAACAUUAUCUAGUCUACGUAAUCAUAUGAUGUCUGCUCAUGAUGAAAAAGAUGUUGAGGUUAUCUCUGAAGAUAAGGUAUGCAAUAUAUGCAGUAGCACAUUUGCCACUGAAAAAGCCUUGGAAGUACACAUGAGAAAACAUACAGGGGAGAAACCAUACAAAUGCUGUCUUUGUAACAAAGAUUUUAUCUCAAAGUACCAACUUGAAAGUCAUAUGAUAAAGCUUCAUCCUAAACAAUGGGCAAAAAAAGUGAAGUGUAAAAUUUGCUUGAUGUUAUUUGAGACACAGAAAGCUAUGUUAAAGCAUAAGGUUACACAUAGAAAACCACUUGAUUCCAAGGAACCAAAGGGCAGCCAGAGUGAACCAAGUCAACACAAAUGCAAUCAUUGUGAAAAAAUGUUCAGAUGGAAAAGGAAUCUUGUGUCCCAUGUAGAAGUUUACCAUACAGAAUCUGAUCCCCAGACUUGUGGAGUAUGUAAUAAAGUCUUUCCAGACAAAGAAAGUAUCAAGGAACACAUGGUAAUACACAAUAAAACUAAAAGAGAGCUACCAACUUGUAAAAUAUGUGACAAAACAUUUAAGAAACAGUCCAGUCUCAAAAUGCAUGUAGCUCAGCUGCAUAAGGAAAAAUCUCCACCUAAGGGUAGUAUGUCUUGUGAUAUUUGCAAGGAAAGUUUUGCAACAAAGAUGAAACUUUUAGAACACAUGUUGUCACAUACAUCUGUAAUGCCACACAAAUGUGACAUUUGCUCUGCAUCAUUUCAUCUAGAAAUGAAGUUAAAAGCCCAUAAGUUGACUCAUAAGUUGAAAGAAAAGAAGACUGAAGGAAAGAAUAUUCUAGGAAAAGGCAAAGGAAAAGUUGGUGAGGAGAAGGUGAUUACCAAAACUAAAAAGGAUCUUAAAUUUCAGUGCAAGAAAUGCAGCAAAAAAUUCAGCGAAGCAUUGUUAUUAAGAGCACAUGUUUCAAAAGUUCACAAAACAAAGCUGCUUGUAAAAACAUCCCUUCCCAAGGAAAGAGUUACAAGGUCAAGAUCACUAUCAGAGACAAAGACAAAUACUGUAAAACCAGCCUCAUCAAAAGAGAAAACACAGUUGAAAGAAAAGAAAGUUGUUAAAAAGGAGCUGAAGAAAACUCAGUCCAGUUUCUGUAAGAAAUGCAAUUUGAAUUUCAUCAAGAAGGAUGCUUAUGAGACCCAUAUGUCAACUGUACAUGAAAAAGAGGACCAGGGAAAGAAAAUACUUACAAAAGGUUCAGGGAAUGUUGAUAAACCAAAGAAAACUGAGAAGUCAUCCGCAAAUAAAAAAAGUGAUGAGAAAAAAGAAAGUGUAGGCAAAGGUCCAGGAAGUGCUAAGCUCGACAAACAAUCUACAAAGAAAAAAAGUGAGGAGAAAAAUAAUACAGUCGGAUUUGAUUGUCCAAUCUGUAAAAAGAUAUUUUCCAAACAAUUCAAAUUGAAAACUCAUAUAAAGAAUGUACAUAAGGUUGUGAUGGAAGAUUCACCUUCAUCAUCGGAUAGUAAAAGAAAGAAGUGCCUGUAUUGUAACCAAUGCGCAAGAGUUUUCUGGAGUCAAAAGCAAUAUGAUACUCACAACAAAAAAUUUCACCCUGAUAAAGAUGCAUUAGAACUAGACAAACAGGUGAUGGAAGCAAUGGGAGAAGGAGAUAUUAAGACUGAACCAGCUGAUGUCAUGUCUCCAAAGCAUGCAGAAUUUGAGACAAUUCAGCAUAAGUGUGAAUUUUGUUCAAUGGUUUACUGGACAAAGAAACUUUUUGAUGAGCACAUGCUGAGUGAACACCCCGAGCAUGCAGCUGAGUAUGGCAUUACUGGCGAGGAUGACACAUCAAGCCCUGUAAUAGAAUUUGUAAAUGACAGCGAAGAUAUGAUAGGAAAUUUGUUGUCAGUUGGUUCUUAUGAUGUAUCUGCCUGCAACAAAUUAUCAAGUCUUCCAGUAGUGUCUAUUCAGAGAAUUAAUGGAAAGCUUGAUAACAUGGCUCAAAAUAAGGAACAAUCCUCUGAAAAAGAUGAUGCAGGUGAAAGCAGCUCUGAUGCAGAAUCUGAAGAUGCAGAUGAAUAUACUAAAGAGUAUGAAAAGUUUUUGCAGAAUUCAGUUAUUGAUGUCAGUGAAAAUACUGAGGAAAAUGAAACUGAAGAUGAGCUAGUAAUUGGUAAAAGCAUAGAAAAGAAUGAAGCUGAAGUUGAAAAUUUAGAUGAACCAGUUACUAAAGAAAACACUGAUGAUUGGACUGCAAAUGAAGAUACUACAGAAAUUUUGGAUACCAAAUUUGAUGAGAAUAAAGAUGCUGACUCAAGAGCUGAAUUAGAUGAAGGAAAAGAUCAUGAAAAUCAGGGAGAAAAUGAAGAAAACAUGGAAUCAGAGGAAGAGACUGCUGAAAAAGCUGAAAUUGGUAUAACUGAAAAAGAUGAAAUUGGUAUAAUAACUAAAAAAGAUCAAAUUGGUAUAAUAAAUGAGGAGGAUAGUUCUGAAUCUAACCAGUUACUAGAUGAACCAAAAGAAAGUGAUGAACAAGAUGCUGCCAAUGAUGAGCUAAUAACUAAAGAGGAUGCAAUUCCAGCAAACAUUGUAGUGGAAGAAAAUCUUGCUGACCAAUCUGUAGAUAAUUGUAUUGAAGAAUGUGAUAAAUCUGAAGUUGCAAAGGAUCUGACAAGUAAUGAAACCAAUGAAGAAAAUACAGAGGAAUCUGAAAUUGAGAAAGAACAAGAGGUAAUUGACUGGGAAGCUAUUGAUAAUGAAAUAGAAGCUGCAGUUCAAGAUGAUAAUGAUGAGGAAUUGCUAGAUGAUGAGGAUGGUGAAGAAAGAGAAGAUAAAAGUUCUCAAGACAUGGAAUUAGAGUCAAAGCAAGAUAUUUUAAUAUGCAAUGAAGAUGAAAAGACUGAAGCUGUAGAAGAUACUGGGUUUGAAAGUUGUGAAACCGAAAGUAAGGUUAUUGAAGGUGCCAGUAUUUCUGAAAAUAAAGCAAAUGAAAACAAUGAAGAGAUCGUUUCAGAAAUAUGUAACAUAAAAGAAAAAGAUGAUGAGGUGGUUUCAGAAAUAUGUAAUAAUGAGAUGGACAAUGCUGAAAGUUCUGUUGCAGAAACAGUAGUUAGCGAGUUUAUAGAAAAUAAAGAAAAUGAUGAAAUAAACUUUGAGACUGGAGAAAAUGUAAAAGUGGAUGAAAUUCAGAACAAAGAUGCAACGAUUGAGGCAGAGACUGUUAAGUUUGAGAGCGAAUAUACUUUAGAAGAGAUGGAUACUUCUUGAAUUGUGAGUUCACAUAAAAAUUAAAAAACAAACUGUAUAUUGUCACAGAAUGGCAGCAAAUUACUGACUCAUGCUUCAUAGUCCAGUUGGUCAACUACUAUAAUAUACCGGUAUAAUAAUUAUUGAAGUGUGCAGUGAAAUACUGCAGUGGAUAAUUUUCUGUACUAAAUCAUUGGUGAAAUUUGUAAGAAUGGUGAUAUAUAUUGUUAUGAAUCAGGAUAUUAACAUUUUAAAUGUCGGUAAAUUAUUCAUAUUCAUUGAACAGUGAUUCUGAAGGAAUGGUCAUCAGGGUUUUUUUUUUAAGGGAGAAGAAAGAAAUGUAUACAAAGGAUGUCGUAAGAAUUGGGCAUUUGAGAAUUCUAUACAAUUAAUUUUGUUUUAUUGUUAUUUUUACCUUCCUGUGUGUUCAAAUAUUUUCUGUCAAAGGUAAAUGUAGUAGAAUGAACAAAACUUUUUUUAAGGAAAUGAUUGUAUAUACAAUAGUUAUUUACUCGCACAGUUUACUGUUCUUAUUUUAAUUCUAAUUGUCUACAUAUGAAUAAUUUGUACUGUUACAAUUUAGUCCAUAUUUUUUAUACUUUAUUAAGUAUUUCAGAAAAAAGCAUAUUAACUGCCUUAUUUGAUACCUAGAUUUAAAAGGAGAUUGAUUAAAUGAAAAAAAAUACCAGCUUAUGGACCUAUAAUAGAAAUUGUUUAAAAAAAAUUAAUGGUCAGCAUUAGUUUGCAUGAAUUUUUGUGCUAGUCUGAGCUUAUUUCACCACAAAGUCAGCAGUGAAUAGAAUUAUUUGAAAUUUUAAUCAAAUGGUUAAACUUAUUUUGAGAUAUAUUGGCUUUUAUAGAAAAAAUUAAAAGCAAAAAUUGAAAAAUUAGACUACCGGCAUAUUUACUGUUUAGGAAAACAUCACAGUGUCGCAUAAUUGUUCAUUUGCAUGAAGUAUGUCAAAGGUUUUAAGAUUGGAUAUUGUAGGUGUAAAAACUGUUUGUCAUGUGACAGUAUAUUUGCUAAAUAUGGAGUGUACUUAAGUCAACAUAACAUAGUAACUAUAAUUUUUGAACAAUUGUAAAAGUAUUUAAUUACAAUUCCUAUAGCAACUGGAAAAUAUCGGACAUAUAUGUUCUGAAUUGUGGUAUUUAAUAACAAAUGUUUGCUAUGAUGUAGAAUAAUUUGCAUUUCUAAUGAAUUUGUUAUGUCAUUUAUAAAACUUUAACAUUAUAUUGUUAAUUAUGUUUUUACUAAAUGAUGCUAAACUUUGUAGCAAAAGAAAGAUUAUAUUUUUACAGUCCUGUAACUUCUUUUGUCAGAAAACUGUUUUAUCUUUUUUAUGCCCUAACUAUGUAAGCAAAUUGUUUGGUUUUGAUUUUUGUAAAUCCUGUAUUUAAAUGUUUGGAAGGUACAAUAAGAACAUUUUUAACUUUAAAGGUACAAUGAUAUAAUUUUGGAUGGCAAAAAAUGAAAAAUUGUAUUAUUUGUACCAUUGAAGCUGGAAAUUGUUGUUUAAAUAUUUGUUUGUUGGAAGUUGAUUAUAUGUUCUUUUGAAUAUUGGAAUCACUGUUGUUUUUUAUGUAAGAAAUACAAAUUAUAAAGCUUUUGAUAAUUAGUAAACAACUAUGAGGCUUCAUUUGAACAUAACUGAUUUUUACCACACUCGCUGUCAGAAUCAUAAAUGUAUGGACCUCGUAUUGUUGCAAUAAACUUUUAAAUUUAUGUUUUGAACUGAGUCAUUUAUGUCAUCUAAAGGUGAAUGGAAAGUACUAGAAUAUGAUCAAAUGAAAUGGAUUUAAUUGAUUUAAUUUUAAGUUGAUUUGUUAGUUUUUUGUGAAAAUUAAAAAAGUAUAGGCUUUGAUUGUAAAUUUCAUAAGAUUUUUUUUCUGCAUAGUGACAAUUUUUCAGAUUUUUUUUAUUUUUAUUUUUUUGCAGUAAAUGAUGUUGGGGUUUUUUUUGGAUUUUUUUUUCUAUUUUUCUUCACCAAAGUUUUAGUAUGUUAAAUGUUGGGAUAUUGUUAUCUCGAGGACCUUUUGAUCUGGCACUAGUUCAGCUUGUGGGUAUUUUGCUGUUGCAGGAUUACAUAGGCCAGUAAGUGUGAUACAAACUUAGCAAAAUACAGGAGACUUAUGAGAUCAAAAAACUCUGUAAAUAAUCCUUAAUUGUUAUUUAUAGAAUACCUCAUAUUUAAACUAUAUGUUAAUUGGGUAAUCACAAUUCUGUUGAAAGCUUUAUAAAGAAUUUAGAUGAAUGAUGUUAAACUGAAUGGUCUUGCUUAGUUGUCUAACUUGACAAUACUAUUCCUUUUAAGGAAAUCUCCAAAUCGGUGCUGACUGAUUUUCAGAUUAACUAACAAUGCAGAAAAUUGAUCAGACUGCACAAAAGUGCUGACUGGCCUUGGUCUUCACUGGUCACAUGGGUAGAUUCAGUUGCCACUUGAGCGCUAAAGGUUCAAGUUUUUGUUUUAAUUGGAUGACAUCUAAGCAAUAUAUAGAGUAUAUUCAAUAUUUACUAUAAAUACAGGAUUUAUUUUCAUUGAGUGGCAUAAAAAGAAGUAUUUUGUUAGUCGCAGAAUUUACAGGAAAAUCUUGAAUAUCCUUUAGUAGAUUAACAGUUCUGGAUAAAGAAAUGUGACAUUGUAAUUAAAUACUCUCAAUCAUCUAAUUUAAUUAUUAUACUAUGUAUGUAACUUUAUAAUUUUUAUCUUUGACAUCCAUUGUUAUAUUAAUUGUCUGAAGAUUGAUUUAAUUGCUUUGAAUGUAUACUGAAAUUGAUCAUUUAUUAAAGAUUUAUGUUUAACUAUUGGUAAUGACAGAUGAAAUGCUUGUAUUAUACUUUCAGCUUAAGUUUCAUGUUGAUAAUCGUUAAACAUAUUAAGUUUUAGCAUGUUCUAUUGGUGCCAUUUAGAUAUAGUAGCCUUUGCCAGUGUAGUUAUUCAUGAAUCUGAAAGAUAUUUGAGGAAAUGAUUGGAAAAAAAACAAGUCAUUUCUUUUUCUUUUUCAAACAUUUUAUAAGAAACAACUUUAAUAACAAUUGUAUAAGUAUUUCAAAAAUAGUAAUAAUUACAUUAGUGUAUAAGGUACUUUGAAAUUUUUACUGUAAGUUCUUUGCUAUAUAGGGCUAUUAUACCACUAAUCAUGAUUUUCCAUUGUAUUGAUACUCUUAUAAUAUUUAUAUAUUCUGUUAAAAUGAGAUAUUUCCAAGGUUACGUAGUCUUUAUUACAACAAUCUGUUUAGCUAUGAUUAUGCAUUUUGACAUGUACAGACAUUGUAUUAGAGGCAUACAUUGUGUUGUAUUAUACUUGAUAUGUUGUAAUUAAGAUUGUGCAUAAUUUACGCUUGUAAGUUAUACAUCUAGUACAAUUACAAAAUAAAUUAGAAAGGAUAGUUUAAGCACAAAAAAAAGGGGGGAAAUGUAAUUCAGUUUUGAAGAAAUCAUGUUAAUAAUUUCAAUAUGUAAGAGUUUAAUAUAUCACUUCUGAAAAUGUAUAACAUUAAUAUUAUGAUACUUAUAUCAGUUCUAGUAAAUACAGUUAAGUUUCUAAAUCAAUACCCAUUUUAAUAAAGGCUGUUUUAUAUAUGUUUAUUCUGUUAUACAAUUGUAGGGACUAGUAUCUUGACCGGAACAAACUUUAAAUAGUAUGAGAAGUUAUAUGGACUGUCCUGUGGCCUCAAAUAAGUAAAAAAAGGUACAAUAAGUAGUUACAAGUCUAUGGAACCAUUGUAACUGUUAAAAAAAUUUAACCAGACAAUGGCAGAAUGUAUCGGCAAUGUAUCAAUACCUCAGCAUUGUGUCGUGAUACUGUAUUGUUAGGGCAAUAAUCAUGAUGUAUUUAUGUGAUGAUAUCAGAUCAUCUCUAAUGCAGAAUUCACUUUUAUUAUACUUUUGCGAUAUUUUCAAAGUUAACCUGUAAAGUCAUUUAAGUUUAUUGUUUAGAUCAGUCUUGGGAUAUACAUGUUGUUCAGUUAUGUAAAUUUGCCUAUGAGAUCCUGGCAUUUAAGACAGGUCACUUAACUGGUCAUCAUUUUCAGGUUAAAUAUAUACAAAGAUUGAAGUACUUCAAUAUUUUUGGAUGGCUGUAACUUUUAAGUGUCAUAUUUGUAAAUCGUUAUAUGUACAUCAGAUAACAAAUUAAUAUAUCCCUUGAUAGUUGAAUAGUGGUUUUGUAUUAACAUUUUGAUUGUUGACUUAAAAGGAGAGAAAUACUUUUCUUUUUACAUGGCCAUGCAAGAUUUCUUUUAAUGAUACUAAAGAUUGUAACUAUCUCCCUGCCUUGUGCACAUUCUUCAUUUAGUUAUUUUAUAUAUGUUACAAUAAUGUAUUGUUAAUAUAUCAAGACAUAAAUUUUUGCUAAAUAUUGAAAGAUCAUUAUAAAAUCUGUGUCCAAUGUGUCCAUCUUUGCAGAACAGUUUUAUAAUCAGUUCUCCAGUCUAAUUUUAUGUAAAUCAUGAUUGUUAAAUACAUGUACAACUGUCACAAAGUUGUCAUAUUGCAUUUAGUUUUUCAAAUUGUUGUUUUAAAUUUACUCAUAAGUUUUAAAUCAGUUUUCAGUGGAUCUUGUUUUAAAUGUUCAUUUUAAGAAACUGUUUUCUGUGUUGACAUUGUUGUAAAAAUAAGUUGUAAAUAAAACCAUCAUACCAUC
Ruditapes philippinarum (Manila clam) is the source of this 13818-nucleotide messenger RNA. RefSeq lists its product as uncharacterized. The record is from RefSeq and is a predicted model, not a curated record. The transcript has 4 exons. NCBI's taxonomy places the organism in Eukaryota, Metazoa, Mollusca, Bivalvia, Venerida, Veneridae. Bases 133 to 9192 code for a protein of 3019 amino acids. Gene Ontology annotation, cellular component: nucleus.